Messenger RNA from Monoraphidium neglectum, 552 nucleotides. Its product is annotated as UDP-sugar pyrophosphorylase. Bases 1 to 552 code for a protein of 183 amino acids. Gene Ontology annotation, biological process: UDP-N-acetylglucosamine biosynthetic process. Lineage: Eukaryota; Viridiplantae; Chlorophyta; Chlorophyceae; Sphaeropleales; Selenastraceae. The record is from RefSeq and is a predicted model, not a curated record. Gene Ontology annotation, molecular function: UDP-N-acetylglucosamine diphosphorylase activity. The transcript is spliced from 5 exons.
AUGCAGGAGCUCCCAGAUCACGCUGCGGACGAGCCGCACGCCCCGACAGCCCACGCGGCCGGCGCCGCGGCCGCGGGCGCCGCGGCCGCGGCGGGCGCUGCCGCUGCUGCCGCGGAGGCGCCGCCGGCAGUGGAUGCCGUGGCGGCGGUCCUCAAGGGGAACGAGGCCCUGCUUACCGCCAAGGAGCUUGAGCUGGUGCGGGCGCUGCUGCAGGAGGGCCAGGGGCAUGUGUUUGAGGCUUGGCCCGCACCCGGCACCGGCGACGCCGACAAGCGGCGGCUGGUGGCCCAGCUGGUGCAGCUUGACGCGUCGUACCACGGCGGGCUGACCGCCUACAUAGGCAACGCCAAGGAGCUCCUCAGGGACUCUAGGGAGGGCCGCAACCCCUUCGACGGCUACACGCCCUCUGUGCCCGAGGGCGAGAACCUGGACUUUGGCAGCCGGAGGUUCCUGGAUCUGGAGGAGGGCGGGCUGGCCGCCGCGGCCAGGGCCGCCUUUGUGCUGGUGGCAGGCGGCCUGGGGGAGCGCCUCGGCUACUCGGCUGUACAUUGA